This is a messenger RNA of Paramacrobiotus metropolitanus, 702 nucleotides long. RefSeq lists its product as uncharacterized. The transcript has a single exon. Gene Ontology annotation, biological process: DNA recombination; DNA integration. Gene Ontology annotation, molecular function: DNA binding. Lineage: Eukaryota; Metazoa; Tardigrada; Eutardigrada; Parachela; Macrobiotidae. The record is from RefSeq and is a predicted model, not a curated record. Bases 1 to 702 code for a protein of 233 amino acids.
AUGACAUCCCCAACCGGCCACGACAUUGUGACUCGCGCCCUGCAAGGCUACCGGCGACUGGCCCCAUCCAGCGCGGACAAGCGCCAACCUGUCACGCUGGAGAUGAUGCGGCACCUGAAGGACGCCAUCCGCUCCAGUAGCAUGCCCCACCACGAACAGUCAUUGUAUUGGGCAACUUUCACCCUCAUGUACUUUGGCUACCUUCGCGUCGGAGAAGUAACGUGCCCCGCUACCAAUCGCUACGAUCCGCGGCGCACUCUGAUGUCAACAGACGUGCAGGACCAAGAUAGCCGAGUCACCAUCCAAUUAAAAGUCACGAAGACCGAUCCAACCGGUCAGGGCCACUCCGUAGCGCUGACGGCGACCGGUCGUUCCGUGUGUCCCGUGCAGGCCUACCGGAAGUAUAUGGCUUUUGCUCAGUUCAACCCGACAGCUGAAGCACGGCCGCUCCUCAUCCAUCAGGACGGCAGAUACCUGACCAGGCGCUCCGUGGAAGCCUGCCUCCAUCGUCUCCUGGAGGGGCACCCGGACCAGCUCCGAAUUAACACCCACAGCUUCCGCAUCGGCGCGGCAACCACCGCCGCAGGCAACAACGUGCCAGACCGCGUGAUCCAGCGCGCAGGGCGAUGGAAAAGCAACUGUUACACGCGCUACAUCCGGACGCCGGCCCCCACCACGCUGAAUCCCUACUCCAACGGGUAA